Calypte anna (Anna's hummingbird) is the source of this 2256-nucleotide messenger RNA. Its product is annotated as histidine--tRNA ligase, cytoplasmic. Gene Ontology annotation, molecular function: identical protein binding; histidine-tRNA ligase activity; ATP binding. Gene Ontology annotation, biological process: mitochondrial translation; histidyl-tRNA aminoacylation. The record is from RefSeq and is a predicted model, not a curated record. NCBI's taxonomy places the organism in Eukaryota, Metazoa, Chordata, Aves, Apodiformes, Trochilidae. Gene Ontology annotation, cellular component: mitochondrion; cytoplasm.
UGCCGCGGAGGCGGCCAUGCUGCGGCUGUGGCCGCUGGCCCGGGGCAGCCUCGGCCGGGUCUGCCCGCCCCGGGAGCGGAGCCUCCUGUGCCGGCUGGCGGCGGAGGAGGCCGGGGUCCGCCCCUGAAGACGCCGAAGGGCACCCGUGACCACCCUCCCGCUCACGUAGUGCUCCGGGACCGCCUCCUCGCCGCCGUGGUGGCUGUUUUCAAGCGGCACGCUGCCGCCAUCGACACCCCUGUGCUGGAGCUGCAGGAGACGCUGACGGGGAAGUACGGGGAGGAGACGAAGCUGAUCUAUGAGCUGCAGGACCAGGGGGGGGAGCUGCUGGCCCUGCGCUACGACCUGACCGUGCCCUUUGCUCGUUACCUGGCCAUGAACAAGAUCAGGAGGAUGAAGAGGUACCAGGUGGCCAAGGUCUACAGGAGGGACAACCCAGCCACCUCCCGAGGCCGCUACAGGGAGUUCUACCAGUGUGAUUUUGACAUCGCUGGGUGGUUCGACCCCAUGCUCCCUGAUGCUGAGUGCCUGAAGAUCCUCCACGAGGUGCUGAGUGACCUGCAGCUGGGGGAGUUCCUCAUCAGGGUCAAUGACCGCCGGAUUCUGAGCGGUGUGUUCACCCUCUGUGGUGUCCCAGAGAGCAAAUUCAUCACCACCUGCUCCACUGUGGACAAACUGGACAAGAUGCCUUGGGAAGAGGUGAGGAGUGAGAUGGUGGGAGAGAAGGGGCUCUCUCCAGAGGUUGCAGAUGGCAUUGGGGAGUACGUCCAGCUCCACGGAGGCUUGGACCUGAUCGAGAGGCUGCUGCAGGACCCCAAGCUGUCCCAGAACAAGGUGGCCAAGGAGGGGCUGGGGGACAUGAAGCUGCUGUUUGAGUACCUGACACUGUUUGGCAUCACGGGGCAGAUCUCUUUCGACCUGAGCCUGGCACGGGGUCUGGACUAUUACACGGGGGUGAUCUUUGAGGCUGUGCUGCUGCAGCAGGAGAACCACCCCGGGGAGGAAGCGCUGAGCGUGGGGAGCGUGGCCGGAGGCGGCCGCUACGACGGCUUGGUGGGAAUGUUUGAUCCCAAGGGAAGGAAGGUGCCCUGCGUGGGGGUCAGCAUUGGCAUCGAGAGGAUCUUCUCCAUCCUGGAGCAGAGAGUGAAGGCUUCUGGGGAGAAGGUUCGGACUACUGAGACACAAGUCCUGGUGGCCACUCCUCAGAAACAUCUCCUGGCUGCAAGGCUGAAGCUCAUCUCUGAGCUGUGGGAUGCAGGGAUCAAGGCAGAGAUGUUGUACAAGAAGGAUCCCAAACUGCUGAAGCAGCUGCAGUAUUGUGAGGACACGGAUCCCCUGGCUGCCAUUAUCGGGGAGCAAGAGCUGACAGAUGGAGUGGUCAAGCUGCGAGACGUGGCGACCAGAGAGGAGGUGGACAUCCCAAGAGAAAAACUUGUUGAUGAGAUCAGGAGGAGGCUGGAGCCCUAGGAUUUCUGUGGCAGAACCACUUGACUGACCUGCUGCUGUACAAUGGCACUGGAGACAUUUCCUUCCCACCGAGGUCUGCUCACCACCUCCUGCCCAGGCCAAGGCAGUGUCACCAGGAGGUGUCUGCCCAGAAUGGAGCAGGACAGGUUGAGAAGCUGUGGACAAGUAUUCCACAAGCUGUGGACUAGGAGUCACCACCCAGCAACCUGCUCUGAAGGACAGAUCAACCUCGAGGGCUCCUGGUCUGGGAGAGCCAUGUCCAGGUGGCACGAGCACGAAUGGAUGUGGUGGGAUUCCAGUGGGAUCAGGUUGAGUCUUGGGGUGGGGGGAUCUGUGCUGUGGUGCCUGCAGGCUCAGGAAUUUAGGGAGAGAGUGACAGGAGGAGUUCCUCCCCACCCUUCUGAGGGCUGCAAGGGCCAACUCCAGCCUGAAGCUGGGCUCUGCCUCCACUGGGCUGUGGCACCAGUUUGGGGGUGCAGGGACCCCUCAGGGAGGGGACAGAGUGGGGGCUGGUGUGAACUGCCUGGGGAGGCUCUGUAUGGGGACAGUGUGGAGGAACUCUGUGUUUUGCUGUAUUUCUGGUGGUUGACUCCUGCUGGAUGCCAGGUGUCCAGCAAAGCUGCUCUGUCACUGUCAGCUGGACAGGAACUGUCCCAAAGGCUCAGGAUCUGAACACUCAGCAACAAGUGCCACGGGCAGAAGAGACUCAGCUUUUGGAGAAAGGAGUUUAAUUUCUUGUGAAUCGAUCAGAGAAGGGUAAUGAGAAAUAAAAAGAGGGCUUUAAACACC